Molecule: messenger RNA, 4394 nt
Organism: Dreissena polymorpha
Lineage: Eukaryota; Metazoa; Mollusca; Bivalvia; Myida; Dreissenidae
Product: low-density lipoprotein receptor-related protein 12-like
Exons: 7
Coding region: 204-1211 (335 amino acids)
Molecular function (GO): protein binding
Source: RefSeq, a predicted model, not a curated record
UUUAUUUUUACACGUGUUAAAAUACUUUAAGAUUGUAUAAAUGCAGCAGUUAUAGUAAAAGCGGAAAAACAUUGAGAUUACAUAAUUUCAAUUGUUACUGAUUAUUAUAUAGUUUAUUAGUUAAAUUCAUUCACGAAUAAUUUUGAGAUUUUAUUCUUACACUUGUUAUAAUAAAUUUAGCGGCUUAAUACAAAAACCAGUAAAUGAAGUUAGCACAAGGGUGUACGUUUAUUGGACUUUUCCUGACGUGUGUAUUUGAAUGGACGCGUGCUCAGUCAGCAUCGAAGAGAUAUUACAUGGACGACCUGUGCGGUCAUUCAAUCGAUAUGGGAACUUCCGGUUUGGAGAGCGUUCGUCUGCAUCUGACCAACUUUCAGUACUACCACAGCAGUAUGGACUGCGUACUGCGGGUUCGAGUCCCAGUCGACAAGCGACUCCAAGUUCGCUUCCUCGCUAACUCCAUAGUGAAUAGCGUCAACUGUACACAGGACUUUCUAAGUAUCCUGGACGGAAACGAGCCUACAGGACAGCCUCUUAGAGAUUUGGAUCCUCGUGUUUGCUGGUCAAGCAUUCUGAAGUCCAGCUACGUGACCAGCGGCGACCAGGCCCACUUCCGGUUUGUAAGCGACGCUCAGGACACCUCGGAGGGCUUCAGGCUUCUCCUCACCGCCUUCAGAGAAGAUCCGAAGCAGACUUGUUACGACUCGGAGUUCCAGUGCAGGUCCAACAGACGCUGUAUCUCCGCGUCCUUGACCUGUGACAACUAUGAGGACUGCACGGACGGAAGUGACGAAUGCGGCCUCUCCACGGGGGCGAUCAUCGGAAUAGCCAUUGGUACUGUUGUCGGUGUCAUAAUCAUCAUCUGCAUCAUCGCCUGCUGCUGCUGUCACCGUCGACGAAAGCGUAACGCCGACAGCGUGAAACACUUGAGUUACGAAAAUCAUGAAGUGGAAGUAGUGCCGGUUCCAGAAGACAUUUACUCGGACGUUCAUAUCGUGAAGCAAGCCCCGCCCAGUCCUCCGAUCCAACCAAUCAUACAGCCUCUACAAGUACAUCCGGGACAUUACCACGGUAACGACGCCCAGGCAGUGUAUUCGUAUGAUCCCUACCACGUGAAAAUGGAAGCGGCGGAAGUGACGUCACAGAAUCCGCAAAUUUGGAUCACCACUCCAUCGGACGAAUCGCGGACGUCAUAUUACAUCGAUUACUAAAACGCCAGUAUCGAUCAACAUAAAAGAACUGAAUUCCGCCUCCAAAUUAUACUUUUUAAACUAGAUUGUGUAAUCCAAGUGCAAAAUAUUCAGGAUUAAGUGAAACCUUUGAUAUUAUUUUAAACUUUGAAGAUUUUUAAAAUCUUAAAUCUUUAUAAUUUCGUGUUGUUUUUUCUUGCAUCGAUGUAUCAGAUGGUUACAUUUUGAGGAAGCGUGAUUUGUUUUGUUAGAAACGUUGUUAAUACAGAAUAACUAUUAUCAAGACACCAUUGCUAUGGCAUUAUAGAUGUGUUUGAUUGUUAUUGAUACGUUAUUUAAAAAAUGCUAUUUGUUUUUCAUUUCGGAUAGACCCGUCCUCGCGCUUCUAUUAAAUAGUGCAAGACAGAAAAAAUCUUUUGAAACUGUAACUGCUGUUAGAUUUAAAUGCCGUGAACGAUUUCAGCGUAUUGUAAAAGUAACCUGAUUUCAUGAACUGACAUUUUAAGCUGUAAAACACAGGCUUACCGGUACAUAUAUACAUUAUUACCGGGUAAUAUGAAUAUAAUACAAUUUCGAUUGUUUUUGUGCAGUGUUUCUCUUUUAUAUAUUGCAUUAAAGAUGCGAAUAGUAAAUGUAUUAAAUGUAGUUGUUAUACGAUUUAAUUUUACCAGACAAAACUAUCGAUUUCAAUAUUUUUUAUAUUCUGUACGUGCAAGAACACUCAAACAUAUGCGGGUAACCGAGUGCUGUGUUUUACAGGCAUGCACGUGUAACUAUUACCUGAAAAAUAUCGAACGAGCUAUUUUUUAGUGCUGCAACAAUACGCCAAAAACCAUAUUGCAAUAUAUUGUCAGUUCAAAAACCCGUAUUGCAAUAUAUCGCAAUAUAUUGCUAACUUAUAUCAAAAUUAUAACUUGCCAAUUACCCGAUAAUCCCGUAUAUUCCAGUUUUAAAGCAAAUGAUGGUAUAUACAGUACAGCCAAAGCGGAACAAACGUAUUUCACGAUCCGCGGCGGCAAGGCGAAACGAGUCGAUGCCGCGUCAGUCGUUGAAGCCGCGUCAGUAUGCGGCGGCAAGUCGCAUUUCGUCGCGAAACUUCGCAUCUGUCCGCCGAGGCAUGCCGCGGUCAGCGACAUGAUGCCGAGUCGAUGUGAUCAUGAAAUAUUAUUUUUUUUAAAUUAUUAGUUACAUGUAGUUAACAAAUUUUGAAAGAACAAUUAUAAUAAUAAUUAAAAUCAUAAUAAAUUUAUUGUGCGCGGAUUGUAUUAGCAUAUACAUGUAAGCAUGGUUAAUGUGUCUGGCCAAUUAUUAAGUUUGUUUCCCGCCCGUAGCGUAUGUAUUUCACACAUGAACAAGGUCACGUAAUUAUGUUUUCGCACAUAUAAGUGGUCAAGGCUCCAGCAUAUGGUGGAUUUAUAAAUUAAUUGCAUGUUUAUUCCGCUAUUAUAUUUUAGCUGAGAAAAUUAGCAGUUUGAAGCCACAUCAAUAAUCAAGACGGUGACGACGUAUUUGUAGUUUUGUUAAUUAUCAGCUUAUUAUAACUAUUGUUUGAAUAUGCGUAUAUAAACACGUUUUAUUUUGUUCAUAUUAUACAGUUAAUAUCGCUACUAAUUACCCGAGAAUCCCGUAUAUUCCAGUUUUAAAGCAAAUGCUGGUUAAUAUUUACGAUACACAAACAUUCUUGAUAUUUCCUUAAGUAUCAAAUACAUUUUGGCAUUUGUUACUAUUUAUAGAGAUGAUGAAAUAACGUCUAAUCGGGGCGUUUUUUUUUCUCCACUGAACACGCGAUUUACGCCUGACGUGAUGUUCAUGUAUUUAUACAACACAAAAUACACCCAAACUUUCCAAACGACGUUCUACAUGUCUGCAUAAUUUUCGCGCGCUUUUUAUGAAACAAAGGAUAUUUUAGCACUGUUUAUUUGACGCUAGAAUUUGCCAAAGGACGCGUUAGCAUUAAAAUUCGGAAGUGUGUUUCGGAUUACAAAUUUAAUAAUGAUAAUCGAACGAAACAUAAACAGUUGCGAGUAAUUAAUUCUACGCUACACAUACAUGUAUGUACAUGUAGGUGGAUAUCUUUUCACUCGAUCCGCCGCGUACGUAUGCGGCGGAUUUACUCCGCGAAAGUACGCGUGAUUAAUACAGACUCGGCGUCGUUGCGCGGAUCGAUGCCGAGUGCCACGGCGAUACGCCGCGUGAACACACGAUUCGGCCGCCGCGGACUAAUAAUCUGGCCAUGGCGUAGCCGCGGAUUAUGUUUGUGCCGCUUUGGCUGUACUGUAUUUACUAUAAAUGUGCUCAAGAAUAACAAGAAACACAAACAUUCGCAAAUUUUCUUAAGUAUCAAAUACAUUUUGGCAUUCGUUACUAUUAAAAGAUGUGAUGAAAUAACGUCCAAGCGUGGCAUUUUUUUCAACUGAACACGCGUAAUUCACCUGACGUGAUGUUCCUGUUUUUAUACAACACAAAAUACACCCAUACUUUCCAUGCGACGUUCUACAUGUCUGUAUAAUUUUGCACGCUUUUUAUUGAGACAAAGGAUAAAGCACUUUUUAUUUGACGCUAGAAUUUUUUAUUGUCGCAUUAGCAUUAAAAUUUGGAAGCAUAUUUCCGAAAUUUGGAUUACAAAUUUAAUAAUGCUCAAUUCAGAAUCGAACGAAACAUUUACAGCUGUGCGCAAUUAAUUCAAAGAUAAUCUGUUCAAAAGCAUCGAACGAAUGCUCCGAUGUAACAACGCUACUCCGUAUAAUACUCUUUCAGAAUGCUAUUUUUACGAAAAAAAUAUUUACACUGCUUUGUUUUGUUUACCUUGUUAUCAUUAUUUUGGAUGGCUUUUCUGGACGAAAUGUGAAUGAAUUUUUGUAAAAUUUUCGUACCGGUAUGAUGAAAAUUGUAUCGCAAUACAAUAUGCGGAUUGCGUAUUGCGAUAUAUACCGAUAAACCGGUAUAUUGUUGCAGCACUACUAUUUUUACAUAUAUAUUGUGCACGAAAGUAUAAACAGACAUACUUAAAAGUUAUAUCCGGGUAAACAAGUUAUUUCAUAUAGACAUGCAAAUGUAGUUUAAAUUGUGUAUGUUUCAUUUCGGUAGAAAUACCGGUCCCUUAAAUAUCAACACAAAAACAGUUUAAAAGAAUAAGCUUUUAUCCUAAAAUGUAAUGUAUGUAUGCAUAUAAUUAUAUACGUGUAAAAAUAAAAGUGUAAAAUC